UCACUUUUCUUUGGAAGUAGCGAAGAAGUAGCACAUCCUGCAGAUCCCUUUUCAUGUAUUGUAUGAGGAUGUUCCUCCUGUUCUGCGUCCUCUGCCUGAUGUCUUCUACUGGCCAGAGUCAGCUUCAGGGACCUCCUGGUCCUAAAGGUGACCGAGGAGAUGUUGGGCCACCUGGGCCAGCUGGGAGACCUGGGCUACUUGGGCCAAUUGGGAGACUUGGGUUUCCUGGAGCGAGGGGACGGAUUGGACUGCCUGGAUCUGUUACAUUAUGUGGACAAGGUGUCUCUGGUCAGGAACUUGAAACCUUAAAGAACAGCCUCGCUAAGUUAGAGCUGGUCAUGACCUAUGACUUUGUCCGAACAGUUGGUCAGAAAUACUUUGUGUCCUACAAGAAGAGAGACUCUUUCUCCAGGGCCAUCGAGUUCUGCUCCCAACGAGGCUUAGAGCUUGCUUUGCCCCAGAACGAGGAGGAGAACAACAUGCUCACUCAAGUGUUUGGGGAUGAUAACAAAACAGCCUGGAUCAACGUCAACACUAACAAAGCUGAGGGGAAUUUUGAGGCCGAUAUGAAAAACCGACCUCUGACCUUUACGAAAUGGGGGGAAGGGCAGCCAGACAAAUCCAUCCAGGAUACAGGCUGCACCAUGCUGUCAGAAAACGCCUUCUGGAGAGUGACACACGAUUGUUCUCUGAAUGCUUACAUCGUUUGUCAGAUGUAGAAAGUUGUUGCUUUGCAAGUCAUGUUUUAAAUGUUGCUUUAAACAAACGUUCAGUCUCUUAUAAUAUCCAGUAAAUCAAAAAUAAUGACCCCAGUUUAUCUUUUUUUUGAUGGAGAUAUCAUGGAAACUUCUUCAAGGUCCGGGUUUAGGAAUAACUCAAUGUAAUAGUUUCCCACCAACAUUCUUGUGAUAUGUAUCUUAAUCCCUCUUUAAAAAACAUCUUAAUUGCAUCAGCAAUGUUGCAUUAUUACUCUUGUGCAAACAUAUUCUUCUUCUAAAAAGAAAUUUAGCAACUGAAUACACUAAUACUUUUCAUGGCUAUGUAAAGAGUGUAAGAACUUUUCAAAUGCGGUGUGUUAAAACAAGCAUGUAUGACGCAAUAAAGCAUAGCAAAGCAGUG
This is a messenger RNA of Etheostoma spectabile (orangethroat darter), 1119 nucleotides long. RefSeq names its product pulmonary surfactant-associated protein D. The record is from RefSeq and is a predicted model, not a curated record. Gene Ontology annotation, cellular component: multivesicular body. Bases 54 to 719 code for a protein of 221 amino acids. The transcript has 6 exons. Lineage: Eukaryota; Metazoa; Chordata; Actinopteri; Perciformes; Percidae.